GACAAUCUGACUUCUUGGAUCCAACUAAACGAUGGAAAAAGAAUCAGCCAUGAUACUCACGUGACUACGUCGUUGCUGUCGACGUCGCCCCUCUUGAAAUGAACCGCAGCCGAGGUCUCCUGCGUUUCAGUGAACGCCGUUGAGUAAUUUGCUUUGCACUGGACACCCACACGCGUCUAACGACGCUUAGACAUUCUUGGUUCCGAGUAUUAAAUAUUGGGGAGGUAAAUAGCCUCACAAUACACACCGUGAAGCGUCAUGAGUACAAGAAAUAAAAGAAACGCUAGAGGAUGUGAAACAAAACAGAAAUCCUGGAAGGGGACAAGAAACCAGAGUUUAAAAAUGGAAGGUUACCAUGCCAUAUAUGAGAGUGCAGCUGACACAACUAAGCAACAAGAGAGGCAUUACUACCUACUGUCAGAGUUGCAGAACUUGGUCAAAGCCUUGCCCAGUUCAUUCCAGCAGCGUCUCUCUUACACGAUGCUCAGUGAUCUUGCAUUGGCACUAAUUGAUGGGACGGUUUUUGAGAUAGCACGAGGUCUGCUGGACAUCCAGCAUUUAACAGAGAAAAACCUGUAUAACCAGCGUCAAAAGCUGCACACUGAGCACAGAAUGCUUAAACAGGAAAUGGUUAGGAAGCAUAAAGAAGCCCUGCAGUCUUGCAAAACUCACAAUUUGGCCGUUCUCCGGGCCGCCCAGCAGAGAGAGCUCGAGAAUCUGGAACAACGUGUCAAAGAUGAGCAGAGAAUGAUGGAUGAAAAAAUUGUGCUCGAGUUAGACCAGAAAGUAGUUGACCAGCAGAACACUUUGGAGAAGGCAGGAGUGCCAGGAUUCUACAUUACAACUAAUUCACAGGAGUUAACACUGCAAAUGAAUUUGUUUGAACUGAUUCUAAAACUUCAGCAAAAGGAAGCACAACCUGGACGCUGUCUUCCUUAAGUGUUAUGCAAACAAGUGUCAAGUCUCAACGUCGAGGACGUUGCUGAAAAGCCAAGCCGCACAAGUGUUGUCUUAUGAAGCUGCUCACUCUAUCGUACAUCAGCAAGCCUUUGAAAACACCCCAGCUUUGUUUGUGUGUUUAAACGGUUAUUUGUUUUUGUUUUUCUUUCAAAUUUCAAUGGUUGAGUCUGCUGAUAGUGGCUUUAAAUUAACAAUGAAGUAAAAGCCAUUCCUGUGGACUUUGUCACAGUUAAAUAUGGUAUCACAGACUGAAAGGCUGACACACACAAAUACUCAGUGUUUUGUGCCUUGUGUUUUUUAGAUGUGUGGAGAAGUCUUCAAAUGGAUGCGUGCAAAUGUAUGUAUGUAAAUAAGUGGAGGUAAGAACUGUUAUUAAUGCAAAUGUAAAUAAUGCCAAUCCAGAAGGAUCAGGAAAAGUAGGACAUUGAGAGACGCGCACAGAUGUUGGGUUUCUUGCACAUUCUCCCAUUGCCAUAGCACUUUGAAUUCCUAUAAAAUUUCAGUGUUUAAUGUUAUCUGAUAAGUACUGUACCUGUAUAGCAUAUUUAAACUUUUUUUUU
Molecule: messenger RNA, 1520 nt
Organism: Erpetoichthys calabaricus (reedfish)
Lineage: Eukaryota; Metazoa; Chordata; Cladistia; Polypteriformes; Polypteridae
Gene: dgcr6
Product: DiGeorge syndrome critical region gene 6
Exons: 6
Coding region: 259-939 (226 amino acids)
Source: RefSeq, a predicted model, not a curated record